AUGCCACGUAAGAACCAUGAAUAUUAUGCUGUUCUUACUGGACGAAUUGAUGAGCCGACAAUAUUCUCAUCGUGGGGCGAUGUACACCCUCGCGUGACUGGAUGCAGGUCAAACCUCGGGGGCUUUGACGAUCUUCUAAAAGCACAAGAUUUCAUGGAGAAAAAUGGAGUCAAGCAGCCUAAACUAGUAAUCAAGGAAGGGGCCGGAGAAAAUACACCAGUACGAGGGAAGGAAGCCUUUUACGCAGUUGCCAAUGGUAGAAACCCGGGGAUUUACCCCUACUAUCAUGGAAAAACGAAGCCAGAGGUUGAUCGAUUCCCGGGUGCUUGUCAUAAGCACUUUAGAACACAUUCCCAGGCAGAAGCUUUUAUUGAAGAUUGGAAAAAUUCCUAUGCUGACGUUUGCCGGAGGGAGAUAAAAGCAAAGCUAGAUCAAGGAUUCAGGCCGCCAAAUAUGGAACUGAAGUUCGAUAUCUUGCAAGCAAAUGCCGAAUACGAUAUAAACGAAGAUAUUACAAAGAUGACCGAGAAGCUGAUUCUGGAAGAGUGAAUAGUGGAAGCAUUCAUUCAUGCAUUUAUGUCGAUUCUUCGCAAUCAAUUUCAGUCACAAUCGAUGUGUGACAGCGAGUUUAGAAUGUUAUACAAAUUAUUAUCUUGGGACUGUGGUUUCAUUACUCGAAACUGAAUGUUGUCAUGUUAGCUGUUUUGAAACCGGGAACAACCAAUUAUUACUG
Molecule: messenger RNA, 733 nt
Organism: Aspergillus uvarum CBS 121591
Lineage: Eukaryota; Fungi; Ascomycota; Eurotiomycetes; Eurotiales; Aspergillaceae
Product: RNase H1/viroplasmin domain-containing protein
Exons: 3
Coding region: 1-549 (182 amino acids)
Source: RefSeq, a predicted model, not a curated record